This is a messenger RNA of Acanthoscelides obtectus, 684 nucleotides long. The record is from the annotation of a GenBank genome assembly. NCBI's taxonomy places the organism in Eukaryota, Metazoa, Arthropoda, Insecta, Coleoptera, Chrysomelidae.
AUGAUCCACCGCGAAGUAGCCGAUGGUCUAGAGCGUCUUUGGAACCAUGUGGCAGACCAGGUUGAUAAGAGGUACUUGAUUAGAUUCAGUUAUAUUGAAAUCUACAAUGAAAAGAUCAAUGACCUCCUGGAUAAGAGCAAUCAGGGUUUAACUAUAAGAGAAGAUAUCAAAGGAAAUGUGCUGCUUGAUGCAAGGGAAGCUGUCGUAGACAAUGUUGAUCAAGUUAUGGAGAACAUGAUGCAGAGCAAUAAGAUCAGACGAGUUGCAGCUACUCGCAUGAAUGAGAGGUCAUCUCGAUCACACACGAUUUUCCGGAUUAUUCUGGAGUCGAAAGAUGCCAAUCAGAAAGAUGGACCUGUACAUAUAAGCUACCUUAACUUAAUGGACUUAGCUGGUUCUGAGAGAGUUUCUCUGACGAAAGCUGCUGGUGAGCGUCUUAAAGAGGGGGCUAACAUAAACAAAUCUUUGUCAGUAUUAGGAAAUGUGAUAAGGCAACUAAGCGAGGGUAAGGAGUUUAUCAGUUAUCGCGAUUCGAAAUUGACUAGACUGCUCUCACAGGCUCUUGGCGGUAAUGCCAAAUCAUUGAUUAUCGGGAAUGUUAUACGAUGCCAUAAUGAUUCUACUAUAAAGAGCUUCAGGAUUAAAUGGCUGAACUGGAAUGCCAAAACGAAAUCUGGAUUAUGA